AUUUUUGUCGUGCUUCAAAUUGUAUAUGGUUGCUUUCUGAGAGUUAAAUUCAUGGGAGGUCCCACUUUCAAAUUCAGGCCCCUCUCUGCUAGUGACACCUUCAUUGUCCUCUUUUUAUAAGCUCCUUCACUGCCUUUCUUUUCUAUUAUCAAAUGGCAACUUCAGAAGAUAUCUCUUCCCUGGAAAUUAUUCGUCAAUUUCUUCUUGGAGACGUCAUCUCUAUAGAUGAACCCAAUUUCGAUAUCUCUUCUACUUCGUUUCUCCAACCCGUCAAACCCAAAUACCCAGUACCCAAAUCCGAACCUCACUCUCCAUCUGCUUUUCAGAUAAAACCUGAAACAGUGGAGUUGGAGUCUCCAGAGGAACUUUAUUUGGAUUCAACUGAUACUUACAGUCCAAAAAUGGCAGACCCUGAAGAGAGGAAGCACUACAGAGGCGUCCGAAGAAGGCCAUGGGGGAAGUUUGCAGCGGAGAUCCGGGAUCCGGCUCGAAAGGGAAGCCGGGUAUGGUUAGGAACUUUUGAUACUGAGAUUGAUGCUGCAAAAGCUUAUGAUUGUGCUGCUUUCAAAAUGAGGGGUCGCAAAGCAAUCUUGAACUUUCCAUUGGAGGCUGGAGUGGGUGGCCCUCCGGCAACAACUAGUUGCAGGAAAAGGAAAAGAGAAAAAGGAAAUGGAGCUGCAGGAUUCUCAAGUCAUAUCCAUGGAAAUUGAAGGUCUAACAUUCUCAAGAAUAAGCAUACAGUGAAAUAAGCAUAAGAUAAGUUGUAUUAUUGUUACUGUACAGGUAGACUUGAAGUUGCAGGAAGAAUUAUUGAACAAUAAAUGUUGAAUCUAGACUUGAUUUUCCUUCUA
Molecule: messenger RNA, 851 nt
Organism: Mangifera indica (mango)
Lineage: Eukaryota; Viridiplantae; Streptophyta; Magnoliopsida; Sapindales; Anacardiaceae
Product: ethylene-responsive transcription factor ERF106-like
Exons: 1
Coding region: 153-710 (185 amino acids)
Biological process (GO): ethylene-activated signaling pathway; regulation of DNA-templated transcription
Molecular function (GO): DNA-binding transcription factor activity; DNA binding
Source: RefSeq, a predicted model, not a curated record